Mustela erminea (ermine) is the source of this 2362-nucleotide messenger RNA. RefSeq names its product zinc finger protein 19-like. The record is from RefSeq and is a predicted model, not a curated record. Gene Ontology annotation, biological process: regulation of transcription by RNA polymerase II. The transcript is spliced from 6 exons. Gene Ontology annotation, molecular function: DNA-binding transcription factor activity, RNA polymerase II-specific; RNA polymerase II transcription regulatory region sequence-specific DNA binding. Gene Ontology annotation, cellular component: nucleus. NCBI's taxonomy places the organism in Eukaryota, Metazoa, Chordata, Mammalia, Carnivora, Mustelidae. Bases 709 to 2139 code for a protein of 476 amino acids.
AGGAGGGGAUUUCCUUGGGGUCUGGAGCCACAGGACGAUCCCCCUGCAGAGGGUACCAGUGAUGUCUCUAAAGGUCUCCGAGGACCGCUGGUUAAGAAGCCCCCGCCCCCCCGGGGCCCGAAGCCUGGGGACAACCGAGCGGCGCGCUCCGGCGUCCUAGAGAGGAGCUCGUGAGUCUCAGCGACAGGGCCCGGCGGUGACGCGCUUCCGGUCACGCUGCACACUGCGCCUUUUCUGAGGUGAGUGGUGGGCUUCGUCGCCGGGCGUCUCUGCUAGGGGCACACCCUUCGCCCUUGGAGGAGGCUGCCUGCAGCGUCCCGGAAACCGUGGUGGAGGGAGGCGGAGGCUGGCUGCCUGCCGGCCAGUGCUGCCUUCCCGUGGGUGGCUUCGCUCGCCCCAGCCCACAGCUGCCGCUUUGGGACGAGGAGCGGUGGACGGAAAGUAGGCGCUCUGUGUGCGCGUCACGGCUGCGGAGCCCUGCCCUUUGGCUCCACCACGACCUACCGAACAGCUGCGGCUCCAAGUUCCGGGGAUGCGGCUGGAAAGGAGCCAAGCGUGGGCCCCACCCUCCGGGAGCUUUCAGUUUAGUGGGAAAGUCACAUAGUCAUCAAACGUGAUCGAUUGACGCCACCUGCUUGCAGCCCAGUAGCUGUGGCCUGUUGCUUUCCGGCUCAAGACCAACUCCUUAACGUGUGCACAGGUCCCUGCAUGGCUCCCAUCUUCUACAACGCCCCUGCCCUUCACCGAGAGGGAGCCAAGGUGAUGGCAGCCAUGCCCCUGAAUGCCUGGCACCAGGAGUUGGUGACCUUUAAGGAUGUGGCUGUAUACUUCACCCGGACAGAAUGGGCUGGUCUUUCUCCCACACAGAAGGCCCUAUACAGAAGCGUGAUGCUGGAGAAUUAUGGGAACUUGACAUCCCUGGGAUACCCAGUGCCCAAACCUGCCCUGAUCUCACUUCUGGAGGGAGAGAAUUUGCCUUGGGGCUUGGAGGCACAGGAGAACCCAUCUGCAGAGGGGACCAAAGACAUCUGUAAAGAUACUGAGACCAGCGUUGGCAAUGAGUCCACAUCAACACAGGGAAUUUCUGAAGAAAGAGAUAUGAUAUUGUCACAUGGGUUGCAGAAGAGUGCUGUUCAGGGAGCCAACUUUCUAGAAGCCUGUGAACUGGAAAAGCACCAGGAAAUCCCCACAGUGAAAAAUAUUAAAGGAAAGGUUCCAAGAAUGCACUGUGCAAGGAAACCCUUCAGCUGUGAGGAGUGUGGGAAAUGCUUCAGUUAUUUUUCGUAUUAUGUGCGACACCAGAGAAUCCACACUGGGGAGAAACCCUUUGAGUGUAAUGAGUGUGGAAAAGCCUUUAAUGGCAAUUCUUCAUUAAUUCGGCACCAGAGAAUCCACACUGGAGAGAAACCCUAUCAAUGUGAAGAGUGUGGGCGAGCCUUUAAUGAUAACGCCAAUCUGAUCAGGCAUCAGAGAAUCCACAGUGGGGACCGGCCCUAUCUCUGUGGAGAGUGUGGAAACAGUUUUACCAGCAGUUCCGAGUUUGUUAUACAUCAAAGAAUCCACACUGGGGAGAGACCUUAUGAGUGUAAUGAGUGUGGAAAAGCUUUUGUUGGUAAUUCACCACUACUUCGACAUCAGAAAAUCCACACCGGAGAAAAACCCUAUGAAUGUAAUGAGUGCGGCAAGAGCUUUGGAAGGACGUCCCAUCUUAGCCAACAUCAGCGUAUUCACACGGGAGAAAAGCCUUAUUCUUGUAAAAUUUGUGGGCAGGCCUUCAGUUUUCAUACAAAAUUAACUCGGCACCAGAGAGUCCACAGUGAAGAGAAACCCUUUGACUGUGUAGAUUGUGGAAAAGCCUUUAGUGCUCAGGAACAAUUAAAAAGGCAUCUGAGGAUCCAUAUUCAGCAGGCCUCCUAUUUGUGUGACGCGUGUGGAAAAGUCUUCACUGGCAAAAGAAAUCUUCUUCAGCAUCAAAGAAGCCAUACUGCAGAGAAAACCUAUGAGUGUGUCAAGUACAGAAAAACCUUUAGGACUUCUUCCAAGCUAGGUCAUCAUGAGCGUGUCCACCCUGGAGACAAACCUGUCCUGGACAUUUGUCAUUUUGGCCUCCCAGAGUUUUUCACUCCGUUUUACUGGUAGUAGAUUACUGAAUUUGCCUUUGGCUUUUUUGUCUUCCACUCAAGAGUAGGAUGUGUGACACAGGCCCGGCCCAGCUGCACGUUCCUUCCCCUCGGCUGUGGCUGGUGGUUCAGAUGUCAGUAGUUUACCCAGCGUGGUCCAGUCACAGUUGCAGGACUUGGCAGGAGUUACUAGGAAGAAAUACUCUUCUUUUACCCCCUUAGUCUUAAAGCUGAGAGGAGCU